UAUAAUUAAAUGGAAGAACUUGAAUAAUACUAUUAAAUCAUCAAAUUCUUAGGAGCUGGGGGUUUUGGAAAGGUAGUUGAAGCUAUACAUAAAGAGGGAAAAGGAGAACAUGUAGCUGUGAAAGUAAGAUAAUAGAUAAAUGUUUAAAUUAGAUUCUUCCUAAAAAAGACUAUAAAGUAGCAUAGAUAAUAUCAGAGGCUUAAAUACUAGCAAAGAUGAAGCAUCCUAAUAUUGUUUAAUUUAAGGGUGUGAGAGAAACAGAAAAUAAACUACUAAUAGAAAUGGCUCUUAUAAAAUAAGGUCCGUUGAAAGUGCGCAGAUAUACAUAACAAGAAGCUAGAAUCAUUAUGACGAGUAUAUUCAAAGCAGUUUAGUUUAUUCAUGAACAUGGAGUAGUUCAUCGAGAUCUUAAACCUGAGGUAACUGUAAAUGAAUUAAGAUAAGAGAAUAUACUAGUUGAAGACUCUAACGAUUUCAGUACAUUAAAGAUUGUCGAUUUUGGAUUAUCAGCUGGAUAAAUUGUAUUACAUGGAUAAUGUGGAACACUUAUUUACAUGGCUCCAGAGUUAUUUAGUCAAAGAGUUUACUCUAAGCCUAUCGAUAUUUGGAGUUGUGGAAUCAUACUCUACUAAAUGUUAACAGGAAAACAUCCUUUAUAUAAAUCAGGAGAGAAUUCUCAUGAUUAUAAAAAGAAACUCUUAGAUCCAAAGUGGGAGUUCCCAGAUGAUUUUGAUCCUAUGGCUAAACAUCUAUUCUUAAAAUGUGUUUCUCUAGAUCCUAUUCACAGAUAUAGUGCUAAUUAAAUCUUAUAACAUCCUUGGAUUACUAAUUCUAAAACAGAUCCUAUACCAUUAACAUUACCAGAAAUGUACAGAGCCUUUACUGUUAGAGAAUAAAUUCUAUAAAAAAUAAAGACACUUAUGUUAUUAGUUUCUAUUAAAGGUAUGAAUGUUGAUACUACGUAAUAUAAUAUCCUUAUUAUUUAGGUAUUUGAUCAAGUAAUCAUAAAAAUUACAGGGUAACAAUUCCAAUUUAUUGGAUAAAGAUUAUAUAAAAGAAAUGUUUAGAGAACAAUAAGUAUUAAAAGAAAAUAAGAAUAUACCUCCUGUUAAAUAAUAGUUAAGAUAUGAAAAAAUCUUAUAAGUAUAUUUAUUUCAUUAUUCUCAGAGAAUUCAAGAAAAUGAAGCUAAAGAACCAGAAGAGAAAUGCCUUACUAAAAAUUCUUAACGUGUAAUCACUAAUGAAAAUAGCUAACCUUCAUCUUCUUAAAAAUCUUUGAAUAGUAGCGUUCUUAAUCAUGAUUCAAAUAAAUAAGAACAACUUUAUAUUCAAGCUGGAAAUAAAAACCAUUUUAAAAAGAAACUCUUUAAGAAAAAUCAUUACAGUGAUAAAAAAAAAACAUCAAAUCCUUUUGAAAUACCUGCCCUUCGAUCAAGAUCAACUACAGCUAAUCACAAAACUGAAUUAAAAUAAGCAUAACCAUAACAUUUUGAAUCUCCUAAAAAACCCGUUUCCAUGAUUCGUUCUUUUAAGCAACAGUUUAAUACACAACAACAAUCAUAAUAAUAAAGUUAAUCUCCCAUCAGGAAACCUCCAGAUACCAAAAACAAAAGCAACAGUUCUACUAAAAAAUUAAGUAUGGCAGAAUAAGAAUGCAUAGAUGCUUAUCGUUUUGAUUAAGAGAGUAAAUAUUAUUAUUUAUCAUCUCUAGAAGUUAUACAUAGUAUGUUUAUGCCAAGAGUUUUUAAUAAAAAGAUACUGCCAUUUUCAAGAAAUGUUUAAUCAAGAUUUCCCGUUCAACUCCAAAGUUUGGAAUUGAACAUCCUAAAACCACCACUACCAAAAAAACUUAUCUGA
Messenger RNA from Paramecium sonneborni, 1857 nucleotides. The record is from the annotation of a GenBank genome assembly. NCBI's taxonomy places the organism in Eukaryota, Ciliophora, Oligohymenophorea, Peniculida, Parameciidae.